ACUAGCUGAGACUGGCUGAGCCCUCCCUACCAGCUACUUCCCUGUAAGGAAACCAAACUGCGCAACAAGCAGACUGGUCUGCCACUGUGAUUGAACAGGACCUGUAGAGGUGUCCAUCUCAUUUGCAGGAACGGUGAAAUCUCUACACACCCGGGGCACCGGGACAUGCAAAACGAACUCCACCACUGACAGACGGAUGUGUAACACCUGGAUAGUACUGUAUUUUACAGUACUGUUUAAUCUGGUUUACUGGGACAUUAUAUGGUCGCAGUUGUAAAUGAGAACUUGUUCUCAACUACCCUACCUGGUUAAAUAAAGAGCUGUGUAACCAAGAGUGGCCAGCAUGUCAGUGACUGUGACCAAAGGUGGAGGGGUGACUGUAUUUACUGUGAACUCUAAAGAAGGAAGCAGUUGGACCCAGCUGUGUCAAAUACUUGGGACCUUGUGCUACAGCCCAUCAUGUUCUGUGUCCCAGGGACUGAGGAGACUCCAAGCAAGUUCCCAGACAGCUCUGGGGACUAUACAGAUCAUGGUGGGAGUUCUCAACAUUGGCUUGGGAAUGAUCCUUGUUAGCCCGGAUUAUUCUAAUAAUGGGGUUCCUUAUUGGCUUGGUGGUGUGUUUAUAGCCGUUGGCAUCAUGUGUAUCUUGGCUGAGAAGUUCCCCAGUCCCUGCUUGGUGGGUAUCAAUGUGUUGAUGAACCUGUCAGGUGCUGCUCUGGCCAUUACUGGAAUUGUGCUGUAUGCUAUAGACCUGGCACACUACAAAUUCUGGUGGAUUUGCAAUGAUGACAACUACAACUGGCGAGAUGACUACUAUGGCGGCCAGGUGACAAAACCACCCAGUGAUCCGGAGAGGGAUAGACUCUUGGCGAAAUGCAAAGAUGCCAAGCAGAUUGC
This is a messenger RNA of Salvelinus sp. IW2-2015, 897 nucleotides long. RefSeq names its product membrane-spanning 4-domains subfamily A member 15. NCBI's taxonomy places the organism in Eukaryota, Metazoa, Chordata, Actinopteri, Salmoniformes, Salmonidae. The record is from RefSeq and is a predicted model, not a curated record. Gene Ontology annotation, cellular component: membrane.